Molecule: messenger RNA, 4795 nt
Organism: Pundamilia nyererei
Lineage: Eukaryota; Metazoa; Chordata; Actinopteri; Cichliformes; Cichlidae
Exons: 3
Coding region: 44-3421 (1125 amino acids)
Molecular function (GO): ATP hydrolysis activity; GTP binding
Source: RefSeq, a predicted model, not a curated record
UUUCCCAGGUAUCAUCACAUCUGCUUGAUCCUCACAGCUCAUUAUGGCAACACAGAAAUAUGAGAGCAUCAUCUCCAAGAGUGAUCAGAGAUCUGAUGGACCUCCUGCUGUCUACCAGCUGAGACCAAAGACACAGAAGUUUGGAACUCUGACAAGAAUCACUGUUGGAGAAAAAAAUCAAUACAAGACAAACAGAACCAUCUUACUGGUGGGAGAAACAGGAGCAGGAAAAUAUACUCUGAUCAACGCUCUGCUCAACUACACCAUGGGAGUGAAGUGGGAGGAUAGAGUCUGGUUUCAGAUCAUAGAGGAGGAGAAAAGUCAGACAUCAGAUGUGAUGGUGUACGAGAUCUUUGGUUUUGAAGAUGAAACUCUGCCCUACUCUCUGACCAUCAUCGAUACUCCUGGAUAUGGAGACACCAGAGGGACUGAAGAAGAUGACAUCAUCAGUGAAAAAUUAUUGGAUUUGUUUGGAUCAGAGGAUGGAGUCCAUGAAGUUCAUGCAGUGGGUUUGGUCAUGAAGGCGAGUGAUAAUCAAUUGUUUGACCGACUGAAGUACAUCUUAGAUUCGGUUAUGCCUCUGUUUGGAAAAAACAUGGAGAAAAAUAUCAUAGCUCUGAUCACACACUCAGAUGGAAGAAGACCUAAAAACCCUCUUCAAGCUCUUGAAGCUGCAGGAAUUAAAUGUGCCAAAAAUGAGAAUAAUCAGCCAGUUUUCUUCCAGUUUGAUAACUGCCAGCUUGAAGAUGAGGAAGAAGAAUUUCUGAAGCCAAUUUUUGAAAGAUCAGAGAGAGGAAUGAAAGAGUUCACAGCCUUCCUGAAAGAAACUACACCUGUGAAGCCAGAAGCAUCUCCUGAAGUGUUAAAAGAAAGUAUCAGACUGACAGCCUGCAUCCAAAACCUGCAAGAAAGAAUCAGAUUCACUGAAGUGAAACAAAGAGAGAUAAAACAGAGUCAGGAAGCUCUGGAGAAACAUGACAACAUGAUGACUGAAGAGGUCCCUCCAUUUGUUGCUGAAGUUUUUAAACAUAAAGAACCUAUCAGAGCAGAGAUGUGUGGGCCGGGUUUUAAAGCAGCUGUCAGCUGUACAGUCUGUGAGGAGAACUGUCACUAUCCUGGAUGCACGGUGCCCUUAAAUCACUGUGAGGUCUUUAUAGAUGGUCUCUGCACGUCAUGUACCAGGAAGUGUCCUGGAUCAGAUCAUGUGAAAGGAAAGUGGAGAUAUGUGACCAGGAUAAGGAGAGGUCAGAAGAAUGAACCAUCAACAAAAGAGAAGGAUGUUCAUUUACUUGGAAAGGAAAUGAAACUGCUGACAGCAGAGAAGUCCCAGUUCCUGGAUGAGUCCUACCAACAUGUUGUCAGACUGGAGCAGAUCGCUCUGAAAGCUGAUUCAGUGUCCACUAUGGUCCACUUGGACUACCUGAUUGAGAAGAUGGAGGAGAAAGGAAACACAGAGAAGGUCCAGAAACUGGAGGAGAUGAAAAGGAGAGAGGACGAAGAAGCCAAAGCACAGCGGAUCAGUUUGAACUCAUCACCACAUGAAGACAUCAUCUUAAACAGUUUUCUCAUCAGUUCAGCACCCCCUGAUGUCUACCAGCUGAGACCAAAGACACACAAGUUUGGAACUCUGACAAGAAUCACUGUUGGAGAAAAAAAUCCAUACAAGACAAACAGAACCAUCUUACUGGUGGGAGAAACAGGAGCAGGAAAAUCUACUCUGAUCAACGCUCUGCUCAACUACACCAUGGGAGUGAAGUGGGAGGAUAGAGUCUGGUUUCAGAUCAUAGAGGAGGAGAAGAAGAAAGAUCAGACAGAAGGUCAGACAAAAGGUCAGACAGUAAGUCAGACAUCAGAUGUGAUGGUGUACGAGAUCUUUGGUUUUGAAGAUGAAACUCUGCCCUACUCUCUGACCAUCAUCGAUACUCCUGGAUAUGGAGACACCAGAGGGACUGAAAAAGAUGACAUCAUCAGUCACAGAUUAUUAGACUUGUUUCGAUCAGAUGAUGGAGUCCAUGAAGUUCAUGCAGUGGGUCUGGUCAUGAAGGCGAGUGAUAAUCGACUGAGUGACCGACUGCUGUAUGUCUUUGAUUCAGUGACGUCUUUGUUUGGAAAAAACAUGGAGAAAAACAUCAUAGCUCUGAUCACACACUCAGAUGGAAGCAGACCUGAAAAUGUUCUUGAAGCUCUUGAAGUUGCAGCAAUUAAAUGUGCAAAAAAUGAGAAGACUGAGCCUGUUCACUUCCUGUUUAAUAACUCACAGUAUGAAGACCGAACAGAAGAAAAUACGUCUUCAAAGCAUUCAUGGGAACUUACACAGGAAAACAUGAAUCAGUUGACAGACUUCUUGGGAAAAUCUAAUCCUCAAAAACUGAUGAAAACAGGUGAAGUGCUAAAUGAACGAAUCAGACUGAAAGCCUGCAUCCAAAACCUGAAAGAGAGAAUCGAGCUGGCUGAACUGAAACAGACAGAAAUCAGACAGAUGCAAGAAGCUCUGAAGAAACAUGAAGAAAAACAGAGAGAAGAAAAGAAAAAUCUUGAAGAAGUUAAAGGAAUCCACGAAACUCUAAAGAGCCAAGGAGAACAGAAACAUGAAGAAGCUCAAAAAAUCCAAAAAACUAUGAAGGAACAUGAAGAAGAGAUGAAGAGGAAUGAGAGGUUCACUGUAGAAGUUGAUGAGCCCUACAAAGUGAAAGAUCCCAUUGAUAGUGGGAUGUGGGGUUUAGUUUUUUAUGAAGCAGCUGUCUGCUGUAUAGUCUGUGAGGAGAACUGUCACUAUCCUGGAUGCACAAUUGGCUGGAAACCUGCACACUGUGAAGUCAUGAAAAGAGGUCGCUGCACUGUUUGUACCAACAAGUGUCCUGCAUCAGAUCAUGUGAAAGAAAAGUGGACAUUUGUGACCAAGACAAGGAGGGUAAUGAAGACGAAUGAAGAAAUGAAAAAGACGUAUGAGAAGAAUGAGCUAGAAUGUGAGGUACAGAGGCGUGAGUUAAAAACUCUUACAGAGGAAGUGAACAAAACAAUGAAAACAGUAGCUGUUUUAUCACAGAACAAAAGAGAAAAGGAGCAGAAAUAUGAAAAGUAUCAAAAAGAAAGUGAGGAGAAGUGUACCCUGUUGGAAAAUCUCGAAAAGGAAAUGAACCAGCUGAGAGCCGAGAAUUCCCAGUUCCUGGAUGAGUCCUACCAACAUGUUGUCAGACUGGAGCAGAUCGCUCUGAAAGCUGAUUCAGUGUCCACUAUUGUCCACUUGGACUACCUGAUUGAGAAGAUGAAGGAGAAAGAAGACACAGAGAAGGUCCAGAAACUGGAGGAGAUGAGAAGCAGGGUGGAUGAAAAAACCAAAAAAGCAGCAUAUUUGUACAAGUUUAGUCAAAUACCAUCAGCUAUGAAAAACAUUGGGACAUCCUUGGCCUGGUAUAAGUGAAACAUGUAAAGAAGCAUCAGGCAGCUGUGUAGAUGGCUUCUUUUUUCUGAUACUUUCUAUACUACAUGGUCAGAUGUACCCCACAGGUUUUUCUUGUUUAGCUAACAGAUGGCAUAUUACUAUUAAAAAUGCAUAUUAGAAAUUACUUGUUGAUUAUUGAACAGCACUGACAUCUCUACUUAGAGAGCAGUCAGUUUGUUUAGCAGUUUUGUAGUCCUAAGGAGAAGCUACUGUGGCUCAGUGUUUGUUUUAUGCAUCAAAUCAGUACCAAACACAGCAUGUGGCUCAAUCUGCUUUGGUGCUGCCUUCAGAAAAAAGUUAAUUACUUCUAAAAUAAUUUUCGCCUCGAGAAGAAAUUGUUAUAUAAAAAUUCCCCAAAUUUUUAAGAGUUGAAUUUAUAGCAUUUAAACAACGUGAAAAUGACUGAUCAGUGAAACAUGGUGACCUUUUCUUCAAAGGUCUCAUGUACAGAGCUAUAAAUCAUGUGGUAAUGAUAUUUUGUAUUUUUAUAGCGGCUGAUAGUUAAUUGAAUGUGAGGAAUUGAUUUUUGAUGCAGACAUGAGGGCCUCCUGCUAAGACGGGAACAUCAUUUGUGCUUUCAUAUUUUAUCCAGUUAAUAAAACGAAUAUAUAAUUUCUCAUUUAUAGAAAAUCAUUUGAUUUAUUGCUUUUUCUUUAUUAACAUACAUGUAUUUCACACAGGUAUUUGUACUUAUGUAACAUCUUAUGACUAAUAUUACGACAUAGACCCCACAGUGAGUUAUUAUGCAGAGCAGAGCUGGUCUGAGCUGCCAGCUGUGCUGUAAGUGCAGUGAGGACGCCCCCUGCUGUUCAAUGAUCAGUACAAUAGUGUAUGAGAACAGCUCCCUCUGUCUCUGAUGUCACAAACUAAACUGUGUUCUCCACAAAUACAUGUGUUUCUGUCAAGUUGUUCUACUGUUGUCAGUGUGAGCUUUAUUCUGCUGCUCCUCUCAUGGUGACUCAGUGAAGUGGUUGUGGGACAGUAACAUGUCACUCCAGAUCCAGAGACAAGUUGUUGUCUUUCUAAACAGUGAGUACAGAGGAGGUUGGAGACACUGAACUCAGACACAGUGUAAAAAUAUUCAAUCCAUCUUUGACUCUUCAGUGUUUCUGAGUCCAGUCCUAUAACAUGAUCUUCUUCCAUUUGAUCGAUGCCUCGGAUUCUUCAUAUGUCUUCAUGCUUUGAAUGGCUGCUUGAAAUAUUUCUGAUGAUUCAGGCCAAGUAGAAACAUUUGGAUCCUUUCAUGUUGGACUUUGUUUAAAUUCUCUAUAUUCUGUUCUUCCAUAUUAAAUCAUCUCCUGCUUUUUGCACUUUUUUGUCAAUUCUCAAUAAAAGUUCUGCUUCAUUCAGUCA